Messenger RNA from Funneliformis caledonium, 672 nucleotides. The record is from the annotation of a GenBank genome assembly. Lineage: Eukaryota; Fungi; Glomeromycota; Glomeromycetes; Glomerales; Glomeraceae.
AUGCCGAUAAAUACUAAUGACCUUAGAUUUUUUGCUGAGGAUGAACUUGUUGCAAUAGAACCAUUUUUCAAAGAAGAGGCUUUAAUUCUGUCUGGUAAAUCUUUUGGCCCAUUCGAACCACCAAAAAAACUCGAAAUGCCCCUUUGGGCAGCUUUAGCACUGAAAGAACGAAAGCAAUGUAAAAUCUUCCCACCAGAAUGUUUGACUAUCGAGUUCCUUGAAAAUCGAUUAGAACUUGAAGAUUUCUUAGAUAUUAAUUAUGGACAUAAACCACUCAGCAACUUACCAAAAUAUUUUAUCGAAUUCUCAAAAAUAUUGUUGGAAAAUGCAGAAGAUGAUAUAGAAAAUCCAGCAAGGGUACGGUAUCUCUUGCAAAAACUUAAAGAGAUACGAGAAAAUAAAAUCGAAAAAAAGUUAAAUGAUUUAGAGGUUAAUGGACUUAAGAUGAAAAACCUCACCACAAGUGAGGUUCAUAAGAUAAGGCCUACUUUCACGAUGGCUCUUGGGGGAAUAAGGAAAUUGGAUGGUGGUAGGAGUGAAGAUCCUAAAAGACAUCCUGUGCAAGUUAAUGGUAUGCAAGAAAUAGAACAAUUGGAAGUAAAUGGAAGAGGCGACGACAUGAGCCUUGAAGAUUACAGAAUGGAUUUAGAUGAUACAAUAAUUUAUGACUAA